Gryllus bimaculatus (two-spotted cricket) is the source of this 3425-nucleotide messenger RNA. The record is from the annotation of a GenBank genome assembly. NCBI's taxonomy places the organism in Eukaryota, Metazoa, Arthropoda, Insecta, Orthoptera, Gryllidae.
AUUUGGCGGUAAGAGAAUUGCAGAGGUAGUACUGUGUAAAACAAUAUUUUAGGAACUUUAUAAUUAAUGUACAUAUAUCAAAUACAUCAAAUAUCAAUUGAGAAAUUUCACGGGUUGGUUUCUGUGUAGUAUGUUACUUUUGGUUACAUCUCAUUGAAUCGAGAGUUGUCCUAUUUUUUGGCGCGGGGCGUAGGCGCCGGAUGUAAACCAGAUAGAAAUACGGUGUUCAUAUAAUGUGUCUGUGAACCAAGAUACUGUUAAUAUCAAACUGGUCGUGUUCUAAUUUUGUUGUUGCUGAAUCAAAGUGCGAGAAUAUUAAUCUUCAACGGUCAACAUUUAAACUUCUGAACAGGAUUUUAACAGACAUCAUGGGUCUUUUGGAGGAUAAUGAGAAAAAUGUGCAGAAAAGAUACCAGGAACUCUGUUCUAAUUUAAACAUGGAUCGUGAAGCAUCGGAUCAGGCUUGGAAGAGCUACGAAACUAUACGACAGAAUUACACCCUAGAGGGAGACCAGCUGCAUUGGCUGGGUUGUGCACUGUAUGUAGCUUGUCGGAAGUCAACAACACCCACAGUGGGAAAACACAACACAUCCUUUGUUGAAGGAAACUGUGUUUCUUUAACUCGGCUUCUUAGACUUUGUAAAUUAAGCUUAAUUCAGUUCUUUAGUAAAAGUAAAAAAUGGGCUGACAUGGCUAGUAUGCCUCCUGAGUUUCGCAAUAAGAUAGACAGACUGGAGAGAAAUUUUGCUGUGUCAAUGGUAAUUUUUAAGAAGUUCCAGCCAAUAUUUAUGGAGUUAUUUCAAUACCCAGGAGAUAACCAACUAAAUCGACAACCCACUUCACGGAAACAAAGGAGUUUGCCUUGCACAUCAGCUAAAGUUUUUGACUUUUCAUGGACACUUUUUAUUUGUGUAAAGGGAGAAUCACCAGGAACAAGUGAUGAUCUUGUGAAUUCUUAUCAUCUUCUUCUCGCAUGCUGUGACCUCAUUUUCGGAAAUGCAUUAUUGGCUAAUCGGCGUGACAUAAUGAAUCCUCAGUUUCGAGGUCUACCAGAAAAGUUCUGGGAAUUAGAUUAUUCUCCUCCGUUGGAACCUCCAUGCAUUAUUGAUGAUUUGUGUCAAAGUCAUGAUGGCAUUCCAUUGGAAGCAAAGAGUAUUAAAGAGUACUGUUGGAAGACAUAUGUUAGAAGGUUGUUUGAAAAGAAGGUAUUGAAGGGUGACUUAAGCACCCUCACUGGUAUAUUAGAUCCAAAUAAUUUUGAGGCCAAUUUUAAAAACAUUAACAAGGUGUAUGAAGAACACGUGUUGAAUGUUGGUGACUUUGACGAAAGAAUAUUUUUAGCUGAGUGUAGGCGGUUGCGGGCGUUGCCGGGGGCUAGGCAGUGCCACUUGAUAUCAGCAUUAAACUCAUCUGAAAAGAGACCUGUGCUCAGAGCUUGGAACUCACAAGGUAAAGGUGAAGAUGCUAAUGCAGAUAUUGGAACACCAACAAAGUUGUAUGGAAUGGGAGACAUUUCAGAAAAGCUUCAGGCAAAGAAAAAUAACAACAUGCAGCAGUUAGGGAUGCAACAACUUGCCCCCUCUACUCCUCUGUCUGGAAGAAAGUAUCUUAAGAGCAAAGAAGCACAUCCCAAUAUUACACCAGUCUCUACAGCUAUGCAAGCUGUAAGUAGACUGCGGACUCUACUAGUAGGACGACCGUCAAGCCCCAGUGAAACACUUCUUGCCAUUUUUAGGAAGUGUAGCAGAAACCCACAGGAACGUGUGGAAAAGUUGGUGAGAGAUUUUGGUGAACAGUUCUGCACUAGUUUUCGUCAAUCCAAAGAUGAAGAUAUUGACUUUGCUCCAAAACGUCUGCAACUUGGAGAGAGUCUUUAUUAUAAAUUACUUGAAAAUAUAUUAGAAGACGAAAAAAAAAAGAAGCCUGCAGACUUCGAUCUUAGUGUUCUGCUGGAAAAUGAUGUUUUUCACCAGUCUUUAUUUGCAUGUUGUCUAGAAAUAGUAAUCUACUCGUAUAACUCUCAGAGGACUUUUCCGUGGAUACUGGAAGCAUUUAAUUUGUGUCCAUUCCAUUUCUAUAAAGUAAUAGAGCCAAUAGUUCGUGUAGAAGACCAGCUGUCCCGUGAUAUGGUGAAACAUUUGAACCAUAUUGAAGAGCAGAUCCUUGAAUCAAUGGCUUGGAAAAGUGAGAGUCCAUUGUGGGAAAAUAUUCGUUGUUCUGGAUUGCCAGUUCCUUCUUGUGAGGAUGCUUUCCCUCCAGGCCAACUUGAUGACUGCCCUUGUGGAACAGAUUCUUCUCGCCGAACUACGAAUGAUAGAAUGCCUGUUGGGAGUGUGGCAAAAAAACGCCUCUUUCAAAGUGAUAGUGUUCCUAUGACUAUGGUUCAUCGACAAGUGAAACCUGGGCAGUCACUUUUGCAAACUUCCAAACCUGUUGCAAUUAAUCUGCAGCCUUUAGAAAGUGAAAAUGGUAGAUUUAGUCCCAUUUUCUAUGUCCCAGGCACUGGAAGUGUCAUAAUUCAGACCCAUUCGGUGCAAUCACGUCAGCCACCCCCUCCACCAAAAGAGAAGAAGGCUAAGCGUGGCGAUUCCUUGGGAUUGUUCUUCAGAAAGUUUUACUCGUUGGCAUCUGUGAGAAUGCAAGAACUAUGUGCUCAGUUGGAACUGACAGAUGCUGAUUUACGGAAAAAAAUUUGGACUUGCUUUGAACAUACUAUUGUAAAUCAAACUGAUUUAAUGGAAGACAGACAUCUAGAUCAGAUAUUGAUGUGUGCUGUGUAUGUCAUAUGCAAAGUGGCAAAGAUUGAAAAAACGUUUACUGAGAUUAUGCGCUGCUACCGUCUGCAACCUCAGGCAGAUUCCCAUGUUUAUCGCAGUGUACUCUUGUGCAAUAAAAGACGAUGUUCCAAUAAUGGUACAUCCAAUUCAAGUAGUCCUGACAAAAGCAAAGAGGAUAGCAGGGACUCUGGAAACCUUCCUGCCAGUCAGCCUUCAGCCCCUCCGACUCCCACUCGCCUUGCAGGCACAUCAAAUAGUUUUGAAUUUGAAGAUCGAGGUGACUUAAUAAUGUUUUACAACACUGUCUAUGUACCAAAGGUUAAAGGAUUUGCAGUAAAGUUUUCUUCAGUUGGCCAACAGCCUGAUAAUUUGACUCUCUCCCCACUUCCUUUGGGAAAGAAUCAGCCCAUGUCUCCAUGUCGACGAAUUUCAGAGAAGCAUGCAGUAUUCAUUCGGUCAUUGGAUCAACAAAAGACAAUACCAACUUCUCCCUCACAACCUCUCAGCUACUGUUUUAGUAGGAGUCCAGCAAAGGCAAUUCAGAUUGAUAGUUUUGAAUGGGCAAGUGAAGACAAUCUCAAAAUGAAUGAUCAAAUGAAACUUAUUGUGAAAAUGAAUGAAGCGAUUUUUUAUAAGAAACUUGUUUGA